UAGCUUGAGAAAAUGGUUGUGUAAACAGGUCCGGGAACUCCUUAUACGUAUAAUUUGUACAUUUGUGCAUCACAGUCAGUAAAAUAUUAGACAUAAUUCGUGACCGACCGAUCGACUCACCGUAAAGUGUAACCGACUGAACCUACAAGGAAAGAAGUUUGCGAUUGGAACAACAUUGCAACUUGCACAUACGGGUUCUGUAGAGUUAGCUAUUCUAGCUAGCAUAUGUCGGAUGGGAACGUCAGAUAUGGCAUAACGAAGCGAGCUUUAGCUAGACUCUAGGUAUCUAUUUUUUCAAAAAUUUCCAGCGAGUCAGGGGCCGACAUUUAUUGAUACUAAGCGAGGGCUUUCCCCUGAGUUGGCUUACGUAUGCAGUGUGAAUGGAUUUAGUUAUCCGUGAAGCUCAAAUUAAACGUCGUGAAAGAAAGGCAAGCUGAUGUCACAUUGAAGUGCGCAUUAUAGCACACGUACCCGUUAGCAAGGCUAGCCUGCUCUGAUGCUGUUGAUCGGCCAGUGAGUAUUGGAAAAUAUUGUUCCCAGAAAUCUUGCUUGCGACAUUUCACGGGAAUUACCUUUCAACAACAGAGGAGAAUUUGUCCUACAGAAUGCUAGGACUCCCAUUUGUCACCGGCUUAACUUGUUGACGAAUCAAACAUCGAUUUGCAAAGAGAACAGGGAGUGUGUAGGUUAAGUUGGCUAGACAUGUAAACAACCCAUGCGAACAGCAAAUUUAAUAUACUAGUGUUCUUUCCCACUGAACUAACAACGAUUGAAGGAAUCGAGGUGGAGGAGCCAUUUCAAAGUUACUAUGCUAACGGCAGUCAUCAUAAGGAAAUGGUCAGAGUGCGUGAGACAACGUUAGAACUUGAGUUUAAAAUCACUAAAGGUCGUGAGGAAGAGGUGUAUUUCAACCGUUAACCGUUGAACCAGUGACAGUCCAGCCACAACCACUGGGAACAUUAAUGCAAUUUUAACACCCCUAUUCGCUAGCUUUAUAGCUAGCUCGUUUGGUGGGAGCACCCUUUACCGCGAGUUCUUGGAACCUAACCUGAUUAAAGCAGACUUUCCACAAAAGCAUUCUGCGAGAGCACAAUGUCUGAGAAUCAGGCUAAUGUCAACAACAACAACAUCCCCCUAAACAACAAUGGCGGGGCGAAUAGGAUCAGAAAUCCUAACAUAAACCAAAACCCACUGAUCAACGUGCGAGACCGGCUCUUUCACGCCCUAUUCUUUAAGAUGGCAGUGACCUAUGCACGACUGUUCCCACCAUCAUUUCGUCGGAUCUUCGAGUUCUUCGUCCUGUUGAAGGCCCUGUUUGUGCUCUUCAUCCUGGCGUACAUCCACAUCGCGUUCUCGCGCUCGCCCAUCAACUGCCUGGAGCAUGUGCGGGAGAAGUGGCCUCGUGACGGCAUCCUGCGCGUGGAGAUCCAGCGCAACUCCAGCCGUGCGCCCAUCUUCCUGCAGUUCUACGAGACCGAGGGCUUCCAGGGCCUCGUCAAGGAGCCCGAGGGCGACGAGCCCGGCGGGCCGCUGCAGGACCAUGGGGACGCAGCGGGACUCGGCGCCGUACAGCACCUCUUGCCCGAGGAGGACGAGGAGGAGGAGAUGACCAUGGACAUGUUUGACAACAGCUCUGUGCAGUUUGAACUGGACAUGGAGCCUCGUCUGAAGCCGUCGGUGCAGGCCGGAGGGUCCGCUCUGGGCCUGAACGACUCGGUGGAGCUGUCCUUCAGUCAGGCGGCCACUAAAGGUAUGCAGCCCCUGCAGGACUCUGUCUCCGAGCUAGAGAUGCUAACACGCGCAGUGUGGCCACAGGAGGAGUACAUAGUGGAGUAUUCUCUGGAGUACGGUUUCCUGCGGCUCUCCCAGUCCACCCGCCAGCGCCUCAACAUCCCCGUCAUGGUGGUCACUCUAGAUCCGACGAAGGACCAGUGUUUUGGCGACGGGUUCAGUCGCUUUCUGCUGGACGAGUUUCUGGGCUACGAUGACAUCCUGAUGUCCAGCGUCAAAGCCCUGGCUGAAAACGAGGAGAACAAAGGGUUCCUGCGGAACGUGGUGUCCGGCGAGCACUACCGCUUCGUGAGCAUGUGGAUGGCCCGGACGUCCUAUCUCGCCGCGUUCGUCAUCAUGGUCAUCUUUACCCUGUCUGUGUCGAUGCUACUGAGGUACUCCCAUCAUCAGAUCUUCGUCUUCAUCGUGGACCUGCUGCAGAUGCUGGAGAUGAACAUGACCAUCGCUUUCCCAGCAGCCCCUUUGCUUACCGUCAUCCUGGCGCUCGUGGGUAUGGAGGCCAUCAUGUCGGAGUUCUUUAACGACACCACCACGGCGUUCUACAUCAUCCUCAUCGUCUGGCUGGCUGACCAGUAUGAUGCCAUCUGCUGCCACACCAACACCAGCAAACGCCACUGGCUCAGGUUCUUCUACCUGUACCACUUUGCGUUCUACGCCUACCACUACCGCUUCAACGGCCAGUACAGCAGCCUGGCGCUGGUCACCUCCUGGCUCUUCAUCCAGCACUCCAUGAUCUACUUCUUCCACCACUACGAGCUGCCGGCCAUCCUGCAGCAGAUCCGCAUCCAGGAGAUGUUGCUGCAGAACCAGCAGGCAGGUCAGGCAAACCAGGCCGCCGCCGCCGCCCCGACCGGCCGCCCAGCGUGGCCGCCACAGCCAGGCGAGGCCCAGGCUGCAGCUGCGGCCUCCAGCGUCCAGGCCAGCGUCGCCGCGUCCAGUGGGGGCGCUGGAGAUCUGCGGGCCGGUGGGGCGGGGGGCGACGUGACCAACGAGCUGGACUGGAUGGCAGAGGCAGCCAUGCCCAGCGGAGCGCUGUGGGGCCAGCUGGUGGUCGCUGGAGGCUGA
Messenger RNA from Alosa alosa (allis shad), 2856 nucleotides. It is a transcript of the gene tmem259, whose product is annotated as transmembrane protein 259. Bases 1093 to 2856 code for a protein of 587 amino acids. Lineage: Eukaryota; Metazoa; Chordata; Actinopteri; Clupeiformes; Clupeidae. Gene Ontology annotation, cellular component: endoplasmic reticulum. The transcript is spliced from 12 exons. The record is from RefSeq and is a predicted model, not a curated record. Gene Ontology annotation, biological process: response to endoplasmic reticulum stress; positive regulation of ERAD pathway.